Alexandromys fortis (reed vole) is the source of this 1203-nucleotide messenger RNA. Its product is annotated as UDP-glucuronosyltransferase 1A8-like. The transcript has a single exon. Gene Ontology annotation, molecular function: UDP-glycosyltransferase activity. The coding region runs from base 307 to 1188 and encodes 293 amino acids. The record is from RefSeq and is a predicted model, not a curated record. Lineage: Eukaryota; Metazoa; Chordata; Mammalia; Rodentia; Cricetidae.
UGUUUGAAAGUUGUUUGUUUAGGUGAAAACUUUUGGACUCCUUAGGAUCAGCAUAUUUCUUUAUAACUAUUUCUAAACUCACAUUUCCUGACUCUUUCAGAGAAAAGUCUUAUCUGGAAUACAAGUAAGUGUGCCUCAUAAUAUUUGAUCACUGAAUGGUGUUCUCCAAGUAAAUCAUUGUCAGGGAUUGUUGUUUCUUAAUAGUGCAAGUACACGCCCUCCUGAGGGAACAUAUUUAACUCAGUCCUCCUUUGUCAGAAGAGCUCAGAUUCUCAGCAGCUGGAUUGCUUUGGGCUGAGCUUCUCAAUGACUCCUGCCGGUUUCCCAGCCUCCCUUCCUCUGUGUGUGUGUCUGCUGCUGGCCUCUGGCUUUGCCCAGGCAGGCAGGCUGCUGGUGGUGCCCAUGGAUGGGAGCCACUGGUUCACCAUGCAGUCGGUUGUGGAGAAGCUCAUCCACAAUGGACAUGAGGUGGUGGUAGUCGUGCCAGAGGUGAGUUGGCAACUGGGAAAAUCCCUGAAUAUUACUGUGAAGACGUACUCAAUUUCUCAUACUCUGGAAGAUCUAGACCGAGUAUUCAAGUAUUUUUCUGAUACUCAAUGGAAAGCUCCAGAACAAAGUAUGCUUUCUGCAAUAUUCGGCUCAGCCAAAGGUUUUUUUGAAUUAUUAUUUACUAACUGUAGGAGUUUGUUUAACGACAAGAAGUUAGUGGAGUACUUGAAGCAGAGUUCUUUUGAUGCUGUUUUUCUUGAUCCUUUUGAUGUGUGCGGCUUGACUAUUGCCAAGUACUUGUCGGUCCCGUCCGUGGUCUUUGGAAGAAUGAUGUUUUGCCACUAUCUCGAAGAGAGCACUCAGUGUCCCAGACCCCUCUCUUAUGUUCCAAGACUUCUCUCGAAAUUCUCAGACACCAUGACUUUUAUGGAGAGAGUGUGGAACCACAUCACCUAUAUGGAGGGGCAUGUAAUUUGCCCCCAUUUCUUCAAAACUGCUACAGAUAUUGCCUCUGAAGUUCUCCAGACCCCAGUGACUAUGGAAGACCUCUUCAGUCAAGUGUCCAUUUGGUUGUUACGCACUGACUUUGUAUUUGAGUUCCCUGCACCUGUGAUGCCCAACAUGGUCUACAUUGGUGGGAUCAACUGCCAUCAGGGAAAGCCACUUUCCAAGGUAUGCUAUCUCUCCUUAAGCACAUGACGAGAGCCUUUGGUU